AAUUAACGACAGCGUUUUAUAGGCAAAACCCAGGAGGUUUUUUAGUCCAUCGGAAAAGCUGGGCUGCAGAAAUACGUUAAUCAGCAGCAACAGUUGGGUUGUUGUAGGCGAAGAUGGAAUACGUGAGCCCUGAAGGUCUCCGCUUGGAUGGCCGCCGUCCGAUGGAAAUGAGACAGCUUCGUGCAGAGAUCGGUACCGUCGCCAAAGCUAAUGGUUCUGCUGUUUUUGAGAUGGGCAACACCAAAGUCAUUGCAGCUGUGUAUGGCCCUAGAGAGGUGCAAAAUAGGAGCCAACAAAUUAAUGACCAGGCACUGGUGCGCUGUGAAUAUAGCAUGGCUAAUUUCAGUACCGGAGAUCGCAUGAGAAAACCAAAGGGUGACAGACGGUCAACAGAGAUAUCUCUUGUCAUCCGUCAAACCAUGGAGGCAUGCAUUUUGACUCAUCUAAUGCCUCGUUCUCAGAUAGAUAUAUUUGUUCAAGUUCUUCAAGCUGAUGGAGGAACUAGAUCUGCAUGCAUCAACGCUGCAACUUUAGCCCUUGCAGAUGCUGGGAUCCCAAUGCGAGAUAUCGUCACUUCUUGCAGUGCUGGGUAUCUAAAUAGCACUCCUUUGCUAGAUUUGAACUACAUUGAAGAUAGUGCUGGAGGUCCUGAUGUCACUGUAGGGAUCUUGCCUAAGUUGGACAAAGUGACUCUUCUUCAGAUGGAUGCAAAGUUACCUGUGGAUAUCUUUGAAAAUGUGAUGGGACUUGCAAUCGAAGGCUGCAAGGCCAUAGCAAACUACAUUAGAGAAGUAUUACUAGAGAAUACCAAGCAACUGGAGUAUCGCCGGGGUCUAUAACUCUAUGUAAGCGGAAGUAUUUGAUUGUUGACUUAUCGUGUUAAAGAUUCAACAAAAUAUACUAUACAGCAUUCUGCUUAUGUUUAGAUACCCAUUCAUUUUUGUUAAUUUGGUAUUUUGCUUCUUUUUAUGUUUUUUUCUUAAAUGAAAAGUUUUCUUAUUAUUGCUUAUAA
This is a messenger RNA of Gossypium raimondii (Peruvian cotton), 1012 nucleotides long. RefSeq names its product exosome complex component RRP41 homolog. NCBI's taxonomy places the organism in Eukaryota, Viridiplantae, Streptophyta, Magnoliopsida, Malvales, Malvaceae. The coding region runs from base 114 to 839 and encodes 241 amino acids. The record is from RefSeq and is a predicted model, not a curated record. The transcript has 11 exons. Gene Ontology annotation, cellular component: cytoplasmic exosome (RNase complex); nucleolus; nuclear exosome (RNase complex). Gene Ontology annotation, biological process: U4 snRNA 3'-end processing; rRNA catabolic process; nuclear mRNA surveillance.